AUUCAAAAAUAUUAAUCUCUUCCAUAUAAAAAUCAUCACCGCUAUCAAAUUAGGGCUGUCUCAAGCUCAGGCUCCCUAUUUUCCUCCUCUUCUUCUUCUUCUUCUUCUUCUUCAUCAUUUUCAUCAUCUUCAUCACUUCACUCUUCACUUCACUCUUCACUUACUUCUCCCUAAUUCCCAAACUCUCUUUUCCCUGUCGCUGGAUCGACCAUUUCUUCUCAGUUUAAUGGGGAUUCUCUUAUCAUGGAAGGUUCCUUCGUGAGAAAUGGAUUCUUUACCAUGGCUUGGUUUGCCCCACGAGCUAAGUUUUCUAAAUGUACUAACAGUGAUGGACCACGUUGACGGAGAUAAAUGUUAGGGAUGGUAAAGUUAAUUCUUAGCCAGCAAUCAUAGUGCCUUUCUCUAGCUUAUAAAGGUUAUGCCGGUUAUGGAAGCCGAUAAAACUGACCCCAUUCGUGCUGAAGAACUCAAAUCCCAAGCAAAUGAAGCAUUUAAAGCCCACAAGUAUGCGCAAGCAAUUGAUCUUUAUACACAAGCAAUCGAGUUAAAUGGUCAGAAUGCUGUAUACUGGGCAAACCGUGCGUUUGCACAUACUAAAUUGGAGGAAUAUGGUAGCGCAAUCCAGGAUGCAUCAAAGGCCAUAGAAAUAGACCCUAAAUAUUCAAAAGGUUAUUACCGGAGAGGUGCUGCUUUUCUUGCUAUGGGGAAACUCAAAGAGGCACUUAAAGAUUUUCAACAGCUCAAAAAGAUCUGUCCCAAUGAUCCUGAUGCUGCUAAGAAAUUGAAGGAAUGUGAAAAGGCAGUCAUGAAGCUUAAGUUUGAAGAAGCAAUUUCUGUACCUGAAUCUGAGAGGCGUUCAGUAGCAGAUUCCAUUGAUUUCCAUCUGAUAGAUGUUGAGCCCCAGUAUACUGGUGCUAAGAUAGAAGGAGACGUUGUCACACUUGAUUUUGUGAAGAAGAUGAUUGACGAUUUUAAAAAUCAGAAAAGCCUGCACAAACGAUAUGCAUUCCAAAUUGUUUUGCAAGUGAGAGAAAUCAUGCGUGCCCUUCCAUCUCUUGUUGAUAUUAAUAUUCCAGAGGGCAGACAUUUAACCGUUUGUGGAGAUGUGCAUGGCCAGUUCUAUGAUCUCUUAAAUAUCUUUGAGCUUAACGGGCUUCCAUCAGACGAAAAUCCAUACCUCUUUAAUGGAGACUUUGUGGAUAGGGGUUCAUUUUCUGUGGAGGUCAUUCUCACCUUGUUUGCAUUCAAGUGCAUGUCUCCAUCAGCGAUGCAUUUGUCCAGGGGAAAUCAUGAGAGCAAGAGCAUGAAUAAGAUUUAUGGCUUUGAGGGUGAAGUUCGGUCUAAGUUAAACGAAACAUUUGUGGAACUAUUUGCAGAAGUAUUUUGCUCCUUACCUCUUGCUUAUGUUCUUAAUGAGAAGGUUUUUGUUGCUCACGGAGGUCUUUUUAGUGUCGAUGGGGUAAAACUCUCUGAUAUUAGAGCGAUAGAUCGGUUUUGCGAACCUCCUGAAGAAGGAUUGAUGUGCGAAAUCCUGUGGAGUGAUCCACAACCCAAUCCUGGAAGAGGACCUAGUAAACGAGGUGUAGGUCUUGCCUUUGGUGCAGAUGUCACAAAAAGAUUUUUGCAGGAGAAUAACUUGGAUUUAAUUGUGCGAUCCCAUGAAGUCAAGGAUGAAGGGUAUGAGAUCGAGCAUGAUGGUAAACUCAUUACAGUAUUUUCUGCUCCCAAUUAUUGUGACCAGAUGGGAAAUAAAGGAGCUUUUAUUCGCUUUGAAGCACCAGAUAUGAAGCCCAACAUUGUAACCUUCUCAGCGGUGCCACAUCCUGAUGUGAAACCAAUGGCAUAUGCUAACAAUUUCCUUCGGAUGUUCCAAUAGCUGCACAAAAGAUAUCCAUGUUGAACCAGUUUCAGCUUGCUUAACAUGAUGAAGUUCGAUUUGGCUUCAUGUUUUGCCAUAAUGAAGCUUCCGUUGUAAUUGUUUGUGGAUGGUGCUUCUUUCCAACGUUUUCAAACAGUUUAGUUGGAUAUUGUCCGCAAGUGUUCCAAAUCAAGUAUUGAUGCAUAGUUUUCUCAGUUUACAUUUGUUUGAUACGCCACUCCAUAUUGUUUACAAAGUAGGAAAAGAAAACCUUUUUUACCAUGAAGUACCCACCCUAUGUUCUUCACUGUCCUUUUUUCCCUCAGUUGGAGCAACAUUCACAAUUCCCCAAGGGUUUGAACUUUCCUUAUUGUUGGAGCAACAAAAUUCUAUUUGUACUUAUUGUUGAUAUUGGCUUCCUUUUUGCGGAGCCUGAAAUCAUGUCAAGUAGGUUGGAAGAAUUUUGUUUGGCAAUGUGUUGAAAGAGUGCUAUAAAUUAAUUGUUCACAUACAAAA
This is a messenger RNA of Cucumis melo (muskmelon), 2374 nucleotides long. Its product is annotated as serine/threonine-protein phosphatase 5. Gene Ontology annotation, cellular component: cytosol; nucleus. Gene Ontology annotation, molecular function: protein binding; protein serine/threonine phosphatase activity. Bases 419 to 1876 code for a protein of 485 amino acids. Lineage: Eukaryota; Viridiplantae; Streptophyta; Magnoliopsida; Cucurbitales; Cucurbitaceae. The record is from RefSeq and is a predicted model, not a curated record. The transcript has 14 exons.